AUGAGCACCAAGCGUCCCCGCACAGGUCGGUGCGCUGCGGCGCUGCUUUUCCUCGCCGCUCCGCCUCCGCGCGCUCUGCGCAGGUCCAAUCCCCUCGCGUGCUUUUCCCCGCUCACCCGCUUCCGCUUGCGGAGUGUCCCGCGCGCGUGGCUGCGCAGACGCGAGCGGCGACGGCGACUGGACGUGCCCGGCGUGCGGCAACCGCGUGCCCCGCUGCACUGCACCCACGCCGCUCUGUCUUUGCGUGCCCCAAGUCCCCUCGCCGUGCGCCGUCCCUCCACUGCCUGCUCCCCUUCGAGAUCUCCCCCCGCCCUCCCCCGCCCCAUCGUCCUAUCAACCCCUUCCAUCCCUCUCUGUGUCGCCGCUCUUCUCUUCCCCCUCCCCUCCCUCCCCCGACAGCAUGCGCCGUCGCAGGCGGCAGCCCCCAUGCCGGGGGAUCCGGGCGCGCCCAUGCACGCCAUGCACGCGAUGCCGCCCAUGCAGCCGCUCGGCGCACCCUACAUGCCCGCCAUGCCCCCCGCGCACUACGCCCCGUACCCCCCCAUGCCCUCCCCCGCGCCCAUGUAUGGGGCACCCGCCAUGCCUCCGCCCUAUGACCCCUCCGCGCACCUCGCGCCGCCCUACAUGCCGCAGGCCAUGCCCCACAUGCCCAUGCCGCCAGCGCACGCGUUCGCACCCUACCCCAUGGACGCCUACCGCCCCAUGCCGCCUGUGAGCCAUCCAAUGCCGCCUCCGGGCAUGCAGCAGCGGCAAGGGGAGGGGGCGGACGGGCGGAAGCGGAGGGGGGGACCGGAGGGGAGUGGGGAGGGGGACUGGGUGUGCUUCAAGUGCGGCAACACCAACUUCUCCUUCCGCACGCACUGCAACAUGCGCAAAUGCAACGAGCCCAGGCCCCCUGCCAUGCCCCUGCCUCCUACUCUCUAUGUGCACCCCGCUGCUCCCGCGCCCCUGCCUUCUCACCCACCACGUGAGUCCCCUGCUGCGCUGCGCCUCUCCCCAUGUCCCCCAUCCCCCCCCCUCUCACCGUGCAGCCACCACGGCUUCCUCUCACCACCUCCACCACCAUGCACCUCUCUCUCCCUCUCGCCCCAUCCCACUCGCCGCCAUAUCACUCACCUCCCCUCCCCUCACUCUCUCCAUUUAUUCAUACCCAUUCUCCUCACCUCCUGUAUCUGCCCUUCCAACCCCUCCCCCCCCACCCCCUGGCCCAUCUGCCCGGCUUGGGGGAGGGCAGGCGUGCAGGCAGCAGCACCGGACGGCAGUUGGGCGUGCAGUGAGUGCGGCAACGUGAACUACCCCUUCCGCUCGCACUGCAACCGCCGCCACUGCGGCCGCCCGCGGCCCACCCAUGACACCGCUGCUGCUGCCGGCAGCGGAGGGGGAGAUGCCGCUGGCGCUGUGAAACAGGAGGGUCACAUGCUGCUGCUGUCAGGCAGCUCGAGUCUCGCUGUGCUCUCACCCCCAGCCCAGCCAUGGCACCAAGGGGCCGCUUGGGGAAAUGCUCUCCUGUAA
This is a messenger RNA of Closterium sp. NIES-65, 1512 nucleotides long. NCBI's taxonomy places the organism in Eukaryota, Viridiplantae, Streptophyta, Zygnematophyceae, Desmidiales, Closteriaceae. The record is from the annotation of a GenBank genome assembly.